This is a messenger RNA of Chinchilla lanigera (long-tailed chinchilla), 2907 nucleotides long. Its product is annotated as vomeronasal type-2 receptor 26-like. The record is from RefSeq and is a predicted model, not a curated record. Gene Ontology annotation, biological process: G protein-coupled receptor signaling pathway. Gene Ontology annotation, cellular component: membrane. NCBI's taxonomy places the organism in Eukaryota, Metazoa, Chordata, Mammalia, Rodentia, Chinchillidae. The transcript is spliced from 5 exons. Gene Ontology annotation, molecular function: G protein-coupled receptor activity. Bases 162 to 2405 code for a protein of 747 amino acids.
CUUCUCUCCUCAGCGUGUCCAGCUGGGGCUACCGGGUGGCCCAGAGCUUCGUCUUUGCUGUGGAGGAGAUCAACAGGAGCACCCACCUGCUGCCCAACCUGACACUCGGCUUCUCCAUUCGCAACUCCGGGGACUCUGUGCACGGGGCCCUGCACGAGACCAUGGCCUUCCUCACGGGGCAGGAGGACCCCGUCCCCAACUAUGCGUGCCACCUCGGUCCACCCCGGGCCGCCCUGGUGGGGGACACGCGCUCGGCCCUGUCUGUGGCCAUGGCCAGGCUCCUGGGGCUCUACAAGUUUCCCCAGGUCAGUUAUGCAUCCACGCUGCCCAGCCUCAGUGACAAAACCCAGUUCCCCUCCUUCCUGCGCACUCGAGCCAGUGACCUCGUGUCUUCCUAUGCUGUGACCCAGCUGGUGCUGCACUUGGGAUGGUCCUGGAUUGUCAUCCUGGCUCAGGACGAUGACUUUGGGCAGCAGGCUGGUGCUCUGGCUGCUGGGGAACUCGGAAAGGCAGACAUCUGCAUCGAAUUCCACCUCUCAGUGCCUUCCCAGCACUCCCCUGAGAAGAUCAGCACUGUGGUGCAGAAGAUGCAGAUCAGCACUGCCACAGGAGUCCUGGUCUUCCUGAACAACUCUAACUUCAAGCUCAUCCUGCAGAGCCUGCUGGGUGUCCGUGUCCUGGGCCAGGUCUGGGUCAGCGAGGGCCUCCUACACACGGCACUUGCCCUGGCCAUGCCGGGCAUCUCUCGGGUCCUGCGGGGUGCGUUUGGCCUUCUGUGCCACAGAAACCGCGUACAUGGGUUCCCUGAGUUCUUCGCCAACCUUCACCCAAGUCGGACCCCAGAGGACAUGUUCCUGGGGAGGUUCUGGGAGGCCACCCUAGGGUGCAGGUGGCCGCAUGGGAACGAUACAGUGUCUGGAGCUGUGCAGCUGUGCUCAGGUAGCGAGAGUCUGAGCGGCCAUGAGCAUCCUUUCCAGGAUGUGAGUGAAGUGGACAUCGCAUACACGGCUGUGUACAGUGUCGCCCACGCCCUGCAGGAUCUGGUGUCCUGUGAGCAUGGGGGUGGGGUGUGUGCAGACCCCCGGCACUUCCAUCCCUGGCAGCUCCUUCACGCCCUCAGGAAGGUGCGCUUCCAGACCCCUGAUGGGACCCACAUCGCGUUCGAUGCCAACGGAGAUUUGGUGGCAAAAUUCGAUGUUUUCCAAAGACAGCAGAGCCCAGAGGGCCAGUUUAACUUUGUCCACAUUGGCACAAUGGACCCUCAUCCCUCUUUGGGGCACAGAAUGAUGAUUCACUUGAAGGAUGGCAUCCAGGUGCCCAGCUCUGUCUGCAGCACCAGCUGUGAACCAGGAUCCAGCCAGAUCCCCCAAGAGGGAGCCCCCCACUGCUGCUUUGAGUGCCGGCUCUGCCCGGAGGGACAGUUUGCAGACCAGAGAGACAUGAAGAGCUGCCUUCUGUGCCCUGCAGAGCAGUACCCAAGCCAGGCCAGAGACCGCUGCCUUCCCAGGACAGAGACCUUCCUGACCUUUGACGAGCCCCUGGGCCUUGCGAUGACCUUGAUGGCACUGACACUGGCCAGCCUGGCAUGCCUGAUCCUCGGGGUGUUCCUGAGGUUCCGGCACACACCCGUGGUCAGGGCCAACAACAGAGCCCUCAGCUACGUGCUCCUGGCCUCCCUGACCCUCUGCGCCCUGAGUCCCUUACUGUUCCUUGGCCGCCCCUCGCCCGCCACCUGCCUCCUGCGCCAGACCACCUUUGCCGUGGUGUUCACUGUGGCCGUGUCCUGUGUCCUUGCCAAGACCCUCACUGUGGUAAUGGCCUUCAGGGUCACGAGGCCAGGACAGAGGGUCCGCGUGUGCCUAGGACCCGGUGCCGCCGCCUCUGUGGUCCUGGUCUCCUCCCUGACGCAGGUCAUUCUCUGUGGGGUGUGGCUGGCCACCUCCCCGCCCUUUCCCCACAGGGACGCAGCGUCGGAGCCUGGCCGCCUUGUGCUCCAGUGUCAGGAGGGCUCUGGUGUCGCCUUCUCCUGCGUGCUGGGCUACCUGGGCCUCCUGGCCACAGGAACCUUCUCUGCGGCCUUCCUGGCGCGGGGCCUGCCCGAUGCCUUCAAUGAGACCAGGUUCCUCACCUUCAGCAUGCUGCUCUUCUGCAGCGUCUGGACAGCCUUCCUGCCCCUGUACCACAGUGCACGGGGCAAGGCCACGGCAGCUGUGGAGGUCUUCUCCAUCCUGGCCUCCACUGCAGGACUGCUGGGUGGCAUCUUCCUCCCCAAGUGCUACCUCAUCCUGCUGACACCUGAGAGAAAUACCGCACCCAGCUUGAGACCCGGGCCCUGGGCUCAAAGCGGCUGUGGGAGUCUCCUGGGACCAGCACUCUCCCCGGGGCCGCAGCACAGCCCCAUCUGAGCCAGGCCUCCAGACAGCAGCCCGAUCCUCGCUGGUUCUUGGUUCCUGUGUUGACUAAGGGACAGGUGAGGAUUCAGUACACAGGAAGUGAUACAUGGAUUAAAUAAACGCGCUCUACCCAUGAAUUAAAUGGUAUUUGAGGGUAAGAAAGAAGGACUAGUGCAAGCUGCAACAUGAGCUUUGAAACUGUUAUGUGAGUGAGGGAAGCCAAAUGCAGAGCGCUGAGUGGUGUAAGAUCCCAAUCCUCUGAAAUUUCCCAGCUGAGGCAAAUCCAGGGGGCCCAAUGUAGAGUAUAUUUCCCCGGUGUUUUGGGGGAGAUUGAAGGUUCCAGUGAUGACUAAGUGGUGCAGCCUUUCUUUGGGGAAUGAUGAAGUUAUCAGAUUGCUUUUGAUGAUGGCUGUCCAAUUGUGUGAAGGUAGUAAAAACUAUUAAAUUGGUUACUUUAAUUGAUGAAUUGUAUGUUAUGUGAAUUAAAUUUCAAUAAAGUUAGUAUUUUAUAAAA